Closterium sp. NIES-67 is the source of this 2883-nucleotide messenger RNA. Lineage: Eukaryota; Viridiplantae; Streptophyta; Zygnematophyceae; Desmidiales; Closteriaceae. The record is from the annotation of a GenBank genome assembly.
UCUAGGGCUUUUUUGUUGAGCAGAUACUGGAAACCUAUUUCUCCUAAUUCUUGGUUCUCAGAACCGUAAUCUAGACUUGUAGACAGACUUCCAUAUUCCCUGCUCGCCCUAGGCAGUCGCCAAUCUGCUGGGCAAUCGACCAAAGGCUAAUCGUAGGAUCUAUUUUCUUUCGCAUAUUAUUAGCAUCCUUCACGCCGCAUUUCAUGAGUAACGGGUAGCCGAUAGCUGAACGAGUCGUCGAAGCUUAGAGCCAGCACACCUAGCACUCGCGCAUCGCGCUCGUGAUGAGCGCAGCGGCGAUGGCGGCGGGGCAGCCGCAGUUCCGGUACUCGCAGCCGCCGUCCAAGGUGCUGCACGUGCGCAACCUGCCGUGGGAGGCGACGGAGGAGGAACUCGCGGAGCUUUGUAACCCGUUCGGCCGCGUCGUCAACACCAAGACCAACGUCGGCGCCAAUCGCAACCAGGCGUUCGUUGAGUUCGCUGAUCUAAACCAAGCAAUUGCGAUGGUAUCCUACUACGCGUCGUCCUCGGAGCCCGCUCAGGUGCGCGGCAAGGCGGUGUACCUGCAGUACUCCACGCGGCAGGAGAUCACCACCUCCACCAAGACGGGCGACUCCACGGGGAAUGUCCUGCUCGUGACUAUAGAGGGGGUUGAGGCUGGCGACGUGACUAUAGACGUGCUUCACCUGGCCUGUCCUCCUCUGAUUCAAGCGAACGGCUCAGAUCUUCCCUCGCAUGAGCGAUGCGAAUCCGCUCAAGAUCCGUUCUGAUUUCACCGUGUUCUCAGCGUUUGGGUUUGUGCAGAAGAUUGCGACAUUCGAGAAGAGCGCAGGCUUCCAGGCGUUGGUGCAAUACGCUGACCCCGAGACUGCCAACAGCGCCAAGACUUCUCUGGACGGCAGGAGCAUUCCCAGCUACCUGCUGCCAGAGCACGUGCAGGCGUGCAGUCUGCGCAUCUCCUUCUCAGCACACACGGACCUCAACGUCAAGUUCCAGAGCCACCGCAGCCGCGACUACACCAACCCCUACCUGCCCGUCUCCUCCUCCGCCACCGAUGCUGCGGUUCAGCUGACCCCAGGGCCUGUGGCAGCAGUGAAGGGCGAGGCAGGCAGCAACGUGCUGCUGGCGUCGAUAGAGAACAUGCAGUACCCGGUCACCAUCGACGUGCUGCACACGGUAUUCUCUGCCUACGGCUCGGUGCAGAAGAUCGCCAUCUUUGAGAAGAGUGCUGGAUUCCAGGCGCUGGUCCAGUUCCCAGAUGCGGCAGCAGCCACAGCGGCCAAGGACGCGCUGGAGGGGCACUGCAUCUACGAGGGGGGCUACUGCAAGCUGAGGAUCUCAUACUCGCGCCACACCGACCUCAACGUCAAGGCGAACAACGACCGCAGCAGAGACUACACUCGCCCCGACCUCCCCACAGUCGCUCCCAUCCCUCCUCCCACCACUGCCACCACCACAGCGGGUAUCCUAUCUCCUGGCGCCACCACCACCCCCCUCACCACUUCAUCUCCCCCCAUCCUCUCCUCCUCCCCCUACACUCCCCCGGCCCCUCUUGCCCCCUCAACUGCCCCUCCUGUCCUCCCCACCCCCACUGCCCCUGCUCCCUUCUACCCCUCCUCUUCCCCUGCCGCCCCUCCCUCCUCUGCGCCGCCCAUUCUCGGCCACCAGGGGCGCCCAGCAGCCUUUCCUGCCCCCCCUCCCAGAGGCCCGCCUCCCCACGGUCCCCCUCCCCAUGGGCCCCCGCCCUAUGGUCCCCCUCCCCCCUAUUCCGGCCCUCCCCACGGCCCUCCCCCCCAUACCCCCCCUCCCUACAAUCGAGGUCCCCCUCCUGGUCCCCCUCCCCAUGGUCCUCCCCCCAGGAAUUUCCCCCCCAGCCCUUACGGUCCUCCUGGCCCCCCCCCAGGGUCCCCUCAGGGCCCCCCUUUCCGCGGCCCUCCUCCUCCCAGCCCUUACCCCCCCGGACCUCCUGGUGGUCCGCCUCACGGACCUGGAGGUCCAGGGCCUGCCGGCCCUCCAUACGGACCUCCCAGGCCCGGUGGUCCACCUCCAGGCCCGUUUUACCCUCCACCUGGCGGACCUCCCCCUGGUGGGCCUCACCCAUAUGGCCCUCCCCCAUAUGGCCCUCCCCGUGGUGCCCCUCCCCCCAUGCCUGGGCGGGGUCCCCCCCCCCCUUUGAUGGGAGGUCCCCCUCCCCCUGAUGCUGGAAUGAUGCCUCCCCCAGGUGGGCCUCCCCCUGGCCCUCUCCCCCCUGGACGCCCUCCCCCACAUCUUUUCCCCCCAGGUGCUGGCCCCCCUCCACCAGGCAUGGGGGGAGGCCCCCCUCCCCCUGGAAUGCCCCCUCCCCCUUACAUGGGAGGGGGACCUCCCUCUGGUCCCCCAGGUAUGCCUCCCCCUCCUGGGUAUCCGGGAGGUCCCCCUCCCCCAGGUAUGGGCCCCCCUGGUGGCCCUCCAGGAAUGCCUCCCCCACCUGGAUAUGGGCAGCCUCCCCCUAGAUUUGGUUCCCCCCAUGGGCCAGGAGGCCCACCGCCUCCUGGGUAUAGAUAUUAGAGAUGGAACUGACCUUCCUCUAGUAGCGGUGUUUAUGUGCCUGCACAGCCUGCUUUGGGAUAUUGAAGUAUGCUUGAGGGCAGGGUGUUGGCGUUGAAUGCUCAAAGCAUUUAGAAUGGUUUGCCUAGUUAAAACCCCUGGCCCGAAUUGCAAGGCACAGCCUUGAAACGCAGUGCGUUUGAAAGUUGCGUUUUUGGGGGUGUAUUGGGGGGUAACGAGACUCUCUGCACUCAGGGGUGCCUUUCAAGUUCAGUGCGUAAGGUAGGUAAUUUGGAACACCAGUCGCCUAGCGUUUUUCAACCGUCCAGUUUUUCCAAUUUUUCAUCUGACACCGCG